Messenger RNA from Procambarus clarkii (red swamp crayfish), 1590 nucleotides. NCBI's taxonomy places the organism in Eukaryota, Metazoa, Arthropoda, Malacostraca, Decapoda, Cambaridae. The record is from RefSeq and is a predicted model, not a curated record.
UGCUCCGAAGUGUAUAUUUGUUUAGGUAAAUGGUAUUUGUUACAGGUGAGAGACUGGUGGAGGAACGUCUCCGCAGCAUUCUGGAGCACAGACUUCUGGCUUCCCGAUGGAAUAACAUGGCAGGAUGUCCAUACGUCAGCUGGUGACGUAUGGCUCUACCCUAUACUGUUCUGUUUCAUGUUCCUGUCGCUGCGAUACUGUUUCAUUGAGCCCUUCGUACUGGUACCACUGGCCAGGUCGAGGGGAAUACAGAACACACGACCAACGCCACCAAGGACCAACGCUCUCUUGGAGACAAUCUAUGGACAGCAUCAGACAAGAGCACCGAAGGUGGUGGUGUCGUGGGCAUGUAGGUCGACGGGCCAGACAGUGCGGCAGGUGGAGAGGUGGCUGCGUCGUAAACACGCGCUCACUUACCCCAACAACCACCAUAAGUUCCUCGACUGUGGGUUCAAGCUUCUGUGUCACACUGGCUUUGGCAUUCUUGGAGCAGCCGUGACGCUGCCCAAGCCCUGGCUGUGGGACACCAGUCUGUGCUGGAAGGACUUCCCGAAUCACGAAGUCACAUCCGACGUCUUCUGGUAUUAUAUGAUUAUCCUCGGCUACUACUGGGCCAUCACCCUCGUAGAACUACCCCAGCCUGGGAGCCAAGACUCAAACAAGUCUCAGAUGAUCCUCCAUCACACUCUCACUAUCCUUCUCAUUGUGUUUUCUUGGACCUGCGGCUUCAUUAGAAUAGGAAUUCUUAUUUUAUUCAUCCAUGAAUAUUCGGACAUAGCUCUGCUGGCAGCCAAGAUGUGUAAAUACGCAAAGUACGAUGCAGUGUGUGAACAGCUGUUCGUGGCCUUCCUGGUGCUCUGGAUCCUCACCCGCUGCUGCGUCCUGCCAUUCUGGAUUGCUCGCUCCGUUUUCUUCGAGUCCACAGAGUGGCAGGUGAUGCCGGCCAUAUAUGUGUUUCAGUUUUGGUUCGGUAGUUUGCUACUGCUGACGGGCAUGUGGACGGUGCUGGUGGUGAAGACGAUGGUGCGCAAGAUCAGUGGCGGAGGCCUUCACGACGUCCGGUCCUCCUCAGAGCAGUCUGACAUUGCCAGUGAAGACGACAAGAAGACCAAUUAAUAAAUAUUACGUUGUGAAUGUAAAAAAAAUACAAUAUUUCAUGCAAGAUCUAAUUAUGUGGUUACUGCAAGCAGCAUAAGUACGAAUGAUCGUAAUCAAUUCCCAAGUUAAUUUGGAUAUAUCUAUGACAUGCCCUUCAAAUGUUGUAUCAAUAAUACACUCAGAACAACAGCCGGCAACCAUGCUGAGAUGCCAACCUCAAGUAUUGUAUAUAAGAAAGCUGCUCAAGUGAUGUCAGCUGUAGUUUGGAAUUGUUCGAAUUUUAUAGUUUGGAACAGUUUGGAAAUUUUCUAUAAAAUAAAAUAGUUACUCAACUGUUUUGCAAGUGUGUGUGUGUCUGCCUGGGUAUGGUGGAGGUGGGGGAGGAGUGGUGGCUGUAUUUAACUUAUCUGUUCUAUCGGGCAACGGACGAAAUCUAAACAUCAUAUAUAUUCUGUUGAUUUUCCUGAUAUCAAUGCAUAAUAUUGCACAGUA